Messenger RNA from Uncinocarpus reesii 1704, 999 nucleotides. RefSeq lists its product as uncharacterized. The record is from RefSeq and is a predicted model, not a curated record. Gene Ontology annotation, cellular component: Dsc E3 ubiquitin ligase complex. The transcript has 2 exons. The coding region runs from base 1 to 999 and encodes 332 amino acids. Lineage: Eukaryota; Fungi; Ascomycota; Eurotiomycetes; Onygenales; Onygenaceae. Gene Ontology annotation, biological process: protein processing; SREBP signaling pathway.
AUGACAGCUCCAGUACCUCAAGAUGCGGAAUACAUCGCUGACGUCUCCAACUUCUCUCACGACAACGAGGACGAUGACCCGCUCACGCCACAGCUGCUCGACUCCCGACUGCGUCGCAGAAAGGAGGUCAGAGCAAAAGCUAAGACUGUCUUCCUCGACCGCUUACUUCGCGACUUUGAUCUUCUAAUAUACUGCCAGCUCUCGUCACUGUACUAUAUGGAUUGCUCAAUCAUCAAUUUCGCUAUUCGAGCAGUCGUCCAGUUUGCCUUCUUCACCCCGAAAUCCGGCUUCGAACCCCCUAGAGAUCAACCUUUUAUCGGCGUCAUCGCCACGACGAAUAUUCUCUGUAUCUUGCUCCAUUGCCUAUCUUCUUCUCCUUCAGCCGGCGAAGUCUCACGCGGCUACCUCCAUGGGGGCCUUUUCAUCGAUUUCAUCGGACAAAAAGGUCCAAUCCCAAAACUCCGUUUAAUUACGCUUGAUGUUCUAGUUACUAUUCUACAAAUUGUUAUGAUGGGUGCCAUAUUAGAAAAAUGGAAGAUGAAAUCCUUACUUCCCGGUGAAUCUGUCGGCUCCACAUCACCUUCAGCAGAGACGAGUGCACCGCAGGACCUGGACUUUGAAGAGCGCGGCGUGCGUCGGGCCGAAGAGCAUGCACCCAGUCCCGAUGGGAUUGAAUUGCAGCAUUUGCAGCCAUUGGACUCGCAAAAUGAUAGCUUUGCAAACGAAGAGAAUGAUGAAAGGGACAAUGAACGGGGUGGUCUCUUAUCCGGUUCCGCGGCAGAGUCUCGGACUCACUUGGACAGGGACAUACAUCCUCGAGACGAACUUCUUACAGGUGACAUAACGAUUAUGGAGUUGAGAGUCUUUCAAACAUUACGUGACCAAUGGAAUCAGAAUCCCCCUGGUAAUCCUCCUGAAUCCACAAACUCUACUACGGAGAUUUCACCACAUAUUUAUUUAAGACGGCGGUUCGGUGUUCACUUUGGAACUCACCUUUGA